AUGUCAUCUAAUCGUAUAACAACUGAUGAAGAGGAGCCAAUUGUAACAUGUAGUGAAUUACUUGAACAAAUCGACGAUGAAGAAGAAGAAUUGGAUCGUGAACGAGCACUUUAUGGAAAUUGUGAUGUUGACACUUGUACAUAUCCACAAGGAUAUGUCAGACGACAAGCUUUAUUUACUUGUAUGACAUGUAAUAAUAAUGAACAAUGCACUGGUAUCUGUGCAGCAUGUGCAUAUCAUUGUCAUGCAAAUCAUAAUGUGAAUGAGUUAUACACAAAACGAUUUUUUCGAUGUGAUUGUGGAAAUUCUAAAUCAAAUCAUCAAACAUGUAAACUUUAUCCAAAUAAAGAUCCAGAAAAUAGUUUAAAUAAAUAUAAUGAUAAUUUUCGAGGUAUUUAUUGUACAUGUAAACGUCCAUAUCCAGAUAAAGAAUCUGCAACAGUUAGUAUGAAUACUGAUGAUGAAAUGCUUCAAUGUAUAAUUUGUGAAGAUUGGUUUCAUAGUCAACAUUUGGGUGUUUCAGUACCAAUGGAAGAAAAUGAAAUGAAUCAAAUGGAUAUGAUAUGUCAAACAUGUGUAACUAAAUAUCCAAUCUUAAUUCAUUAUGAUGAAUCUCGAAAUAUUGUUGCAGCACCAAUAGAAAAUAAUCCAUCAUGUCUUAUUUUAUCGAAUAAUGGUAAUAAUAAUGAACUUCAUACCAUCUUUUUACGAGAUGGAUGGAGAAAAAGAUUAUGUCGUUGUAUUCAAUGUUCUAAAUUAUAUGAUGAAAUGAAUUUAACACCAAUAUUUGAUGAUGCUGAUGCUAUUCAAGAAUAUGAAAAACAAGCAUUAGCUAAAAGUGAAAAUCUAGAUGGUGAUAAAAUCUUAGCUGACUCAUUGGAUAGUCUUGGCUAUACACGAAAACUUGAAGUUUUACGUGGUAUAAAUGAAUUUAAAACAACACUCGGUGAUUUUCUUCGUGAAAAAGCAAAUAAUGAUGGUGUAUUGACAGCUGACGAUGUAAAAACAUUCUUUGCUGGCCUACAAGAGAAACGUACUGAACAACAACGGACAAUGUUUAUGCCCCCUGAUAAUUGUAAAUCCUAA
Adineta steineri is the source of this 1086-nucleotide messenger RNA. NCBI's taxonomy places the organism in Eukaryota, Metazoa, Rotifera, Eurotatoria, Adinetida, Adinetidae. The record is from the annotation of a GenBank genome assembly.